AUUGUGUGAUCAAAAUUGUUCCAUCGUAUAAAGAAAAAAAGAGAGAGAGAAAAGGAAAGAGAACAAGAUUGAUUUAAAUCGGAGCAUGUUUUAAAUCUCGUCGAGACCCUUCAAAGGAUUCUUUCGAUCCAAAGUCGAAGAACACGUCAUAAUGCGUUUGUUCAAAAGACAAACAACGGACACCUGUCCUCAACUGGUAUCAGCAACACCGAUAUCGCAAGAUGAAACUUCGGAGACAGUGACAGUGAACGAUGUUACUAUAGAGCACAAUGAAAAUUCUUUAUUGAAUGAUAAAAAUGGUUCGUCGAAAAGGCUAGAUAAAGAUGCUGGAGACCUUGCUGGAGAGUCGGAGAAAACUGUAACUGGCCAAUCGUUUAUGAUAACUCGUAAAGGUAUCUCAACAUGGGGUCGGAAAGUAGGCCGAAGGUUGGAUCAAUUGAAGAGAUCGGAAAGUUCGGAGUUACUUUCGGUCUCGGGUAGAAGACGUCGUUGGAGUCCAAAUCGAAAGAGAUACGAAGAAGGCUUGGAGGAAAAGGAAAAUGGUACGAACGAACAUUCCUUUUCGGAAUUCCCUAAGCCAAAGAGAGUUUCCAGAGUGGAAUCGUUGAAAAAUUUAUUCCGUUCAACUGAGAGAAGUAAUUUCUUAAGUUCGAAUUCAACGUCGAGAAACGUGACAAUCCAAGAGGAAAGUCAUCAUUCUAUGGAGAAAGCUUUGAGCGAUGGUGCUAUUAAAAACAUAUCGGCGUUUCAAUUAAAAUCCGUGAAUAAUAACAAUAAUAGUAAUAAUAAUAAUAAUAAUAAUAAUAAUAGCGAUGAACGAUUAAGGGAGACUUUCUUGUACGAAAAGCAACGACAAUUAAGUCGUAGUAUUCAAGAUCUUCAGGAACAGGAACGUGUCAUCGACUUUAUUCUUAUGAAUCAGCAGGUGUUAAAGACUCAAGAGGGUACAGCAUUGGUAAAGGAAACUUUGAAUAAAUUAGAUAAGGCUGGUGGUAAUAUGAAGGAUAUAUCGGAAUGUUCUUCAUCGUCGUCUAGGAUUAACGUGAAAACGAAUACUAUAUCUAGUCGAACGGAGAAUAGGAAUCAUUUUAUUAACAUUCAUGAACGCGAUAGUUUUAGGAACGAUCAAACAAGAUCUUGUCUCUUAACCGGUUUAGAGGAUCUAAUGAGCAAUCUUCGUCUAGGAUGCGAUGAAAGCGGCUACGAUUCCGAUAGCACACGAACAGGUGCUGAUUCUCCUGACAGUGAACAAUGUAUUCAAAGAAUGACUAAGUCUCGUAGCUUUUCUAUAACUUCCGAUGAUUAUCAAGGUAUCGAUCUGUCUUUGCCGCCGAUUAUCGACCAAGCUGAACAACUUUCGAAAACUAGCGAGGAUUCCGAGAAUGUUAAUGAUAACACUGUAGUGGAGGCACGUCAUUUUUUGAGUAAUUCAAUUAAAACUGAAUCGACCUUAGUUAUGUCGGAACAUGACGAUGACACCGACAGUUGCGACGAAAGUACUUUCGAGGAUUACGAACAAUGCCCUAAAUCGGAAUUUUUUGGUAAUUCCAUUAGAAAUGUUUCUAAGAUUGAAUCAAGUCAAUAUUCAAAAAUAUGCCCAACUACAACUACGAAGAAAGUUGGUACUGUUAAUCAGACGAAUAAAACUGUUUCGAGUUCAUUGAUACAAACGAAAUCAAUGACUUCUUUAAGAAAUCGAAAGUAUGGAAGCGCUAGCGUGUUGACUCUUGUCGAUAAUGCUUCGUCUCCUUGUAAAGAUAGUCCACCAGCUCAGAAGAUUAAUUCAACGACAAUGUUAAUGAAUAGUCCUGUUCAACAUUAUACUCCUAAAAGAUCUCGUUCUGCUUUGGAAUCUGAAGUAUCACCAAAUGAGACUGUCAAUAGGCUCAACAAAGUUAAGAGAACUAUUUUUGCUGAUAAUCCUCGAACAACGAUGAUAACUUCAACGCCAGCGAAAUCGACUUUAGUACGUCGAGAAUUAAAGACUAUGAAACUCAGCGUUGAAAGAUCAGGCAAUCUUGGUAUCUCUGUAGAGAGACGAGAAGCAGUUAGACCGUUUUAUGUAAUAUCCAAAUUAGAUUCCAACGGUGAAGCAGCCAAAUCUAAACUAUUUCGAAUCGGUGAUGAGAUCGUCCGAGUCUGUGGUCGCAGAUUACGUGGAAUGACAAUCAUCGAAGCUAGAAAUGCCUUACGUAGUUGCGUAGGUAACGUUGAACUUCAAAUUGCCAGAGAACCAACGUUUACGUUUGGCGAAGAGAUCGGUGAUACUUGGGCUGAUUUAGAUAGAGUUCCUCGUUCUCGAAAUGAUUCUGAAGCGUGGACUUUACAAGAGAGUAAAUCAGAUCCUGGAGUAGUAGUAUCAUCCACCGUGUCUAAAACUGAAUCUUCUCAUAAUAGUGAUAAUCGGUUGAAGGUCGAAGAAACUCCGACUAAACGGCCUAAAAGUGAAUUGUCCAUUAACGAAACCAGAGAUGAUACUGAACGAAAAAUGACUGGUAUGAGAAAGUUUCAAGUUAUCAAAAAACGAACCUCACAUCCAGCUUGUUAUCCUAAAAGAGUAUCAAGCCUUUCGAAAGAUUUGCUUACUGUGACCUUGGAGAAAGGAGCAACAAAGAAACUUGGUUUCUCGAUCGUCGGAGGAUCCGAUAGCAAGAAGGGUUACAUGGGUAUUUUUGUAAAGGAUAUUAUGGAAGGUGGUCAAGCGGCCGAGGAAGGUACACUUAGGGUCGGUGAUGAGAUCUUAGCGAUUAAUGGCAUACCAAUGGACGGUGCAACCCAUACCAAGGCCCUUCAGACAUUCAAGAAUGCCAAACCAGGCAAAAUGAUUCUCUGCGUUGGACGAAGGGAUCCAACGAAUAAACGGUACAUUACACAAUCCAAGUCUUGCGAUUGUUUAAGCAAAUUAACGGAAGAUGGAUACGAAUGAUAAUAUGCUAUAAAAAGAUAAUAUUCUUAUCUACACAUGUAUAAAAAAUUUAUAUUUUCUUUAGGUAAUAUUAACAAAAGACGGAUAGGUUCCCAUUAAUUAUUUAAAAUCGAGGUGUCUAUGUUUUCUAUUACACUCGACUAACAUGUUGCAUCGGUCUAAUUUUGGUUACGAAUUUUGCGUCGGGAGAUAUUUAAAAAAAAAAUAAUUUCGUUUUUUCAUGUAUAUAUGUAUUAAAAACACUCAUAGGAUGUUUUUUCUCGUUUCUUGUCAUUUGUCAAAUACAAGGUUUAUCAUUGCUUGUUAUUUGUUGCGCAAAUGGUGUGACAAUUAAUAUUAACAAUUGUCAAUUGUUUUCGUUACAGUUUUUGGUAUUAGUUUAUUUUAUUUAAAGCCGUAUAUGUUAUUUAAUCCAACUUAAAGCAACGUGCAAAUUUGUCUUAUUUGAUUUAUUUCGUGAUAUCGUUUCGCUGUGUUCGCUGUCAGUUAAUUACUUGGAUGAAUUUCGUUUAACUUUCAUUUUUGCGUAUAUAAUUAAGCGAUGAUUUAUCAAGAAUAUUGAAAGAAAAAAUAUCCCGAGUUGUAUGAAUUUGUUUAGCUUAAAUGGUAUAGUUGUCGUUAGUGCUGUCUUUGUUUCAAAUUUACACACUCAGCAUUAUUAUAUUAUACACGUAAAGUAA
Polistes dominula (European paper wasp) is the source of this 3606-nucleotide messenger RNA. RefSeq lists its product as uncharacterized. Gene Ontology annotation, molecular function: protein binding. The record is from RefSeq and is a predicted model, not a curated record. Lineage: Eukaryota; Metazoa; Arthropoda; Insecta; Hymenoptera; Vespidae.